GGAAAUGACCUCAGAGGCCAGAAAUACUUCCCACACUGUAAGCGAGUUCAUCCUCUUGGGCUUCCCUUGCCGCUUGGAAAUACAGAUCUUCCUCUUUUCUGUGUUCUUUGUGACAUACAUCCUGACCCUCCUUGGAAACAUGGCCAUCGUGUGUGCAGUGCGCUGGGAACGCAGGUUCCACACCCCCAUGUACAUCCUGCUGGCCAACUUCUCCUUCCUAGAGAUCUGCUAUGUCAACUCUGAUGUACCCAACAUGCUGGCCAACUUCCUCUCUCAGACUAAAACCAUCUCCUUCACACAGUGCCUCCUCCAAUUGUACUUCUUCUUCUCACUGGGCACAACUGAAUGCCUGUUUCUCUCCAUCAUGGCCUAUGACCGGUUCCUGGCCAUCUGCCGGCCCCUGCAUUACCCUACUAUCAUGACUACUAAGUUCUGCAGCAACCUGGUCAUCUUUUGCUGGGUGUUUGGUUUUCUCUGGUUUCUGAUCCCAGUGAUAUUUGUUACCCAGCUCCCAUUUUGUGGACCAAAUGUGAUUGAUGACUUUUUGUGUGACCUGGGUCCUCUGCUGGGCCUGGCUUCAGCCUGUGUCCCUAUCCCAGGGACUGUUCUCAUCUGUGGCACCAUGAGCUCCCUCCUCAUCUUUGCCACCUUUUUCUACAUCACUGGCUCCUACACCCUGGUACUGAGGGCAGUCAUGCAGGUACCCUCAGCUGCUGGCAGGAAGAAGGCCUUCUCCACCUGCUCCUCACAUCUGGCUGUCGUGUUUCUAUUCUAUGGUUCUGUCAUGAUGACAUACGUGAGCCCAGGUUCUGGACAGGCAGAGGGCAUGCAGAAGUUCACAACUUUGUUCUACUCAGUUUUGACCCCUUUUUUCAACCCUAUGAUCUACAGCCUCCGAAAUAAAGAAAUGAAAGAUGCCUUGAAGAAAGUUCUAGGAGUUUCCUAACACUUAUCUGUGAUAUUAAUGAAUUACUCCAAGAUGAGUUCAGAAAGUGAGCUUCCUGCCAGUGUAACAGCUGAGAAAACAGAAAGUAAAGGUGAACAUGUUGAAGGAGGCAUUUCAAAAUCUUACAUGCCAGAUCACCAAUGAAGCUUCCCUGGAAUGUCACUUUUAUUGCUAUU
This is a messenger RNA of Talpa occidentalis (Iberian mole), 1122 nucleotides long. Its product is annotated as olfactory receptor 11H6-like. Gene Ontology annotation, biological process: G protein-coupled receptor signaling pathway. Bases 5 to 946 code for a protein of 313 amino acids. Gene Ontology annotation, molecular function: olfactory receptor activity; G protein-coupled receptor activity. The transcript has a single exon. Gene Ontology annotation, cellular component: membrane. NCBI's taxonomy places the organism in Eukaryota, Metazoa, Chordata, Mammalia, Eulipotyphla, Talpidae. The record is from RefSeq and is a predicted model, not a curated record.